CCAGGCGGUGGCUGCCGGGUCACGCGGGUCCACCCCGCUCCGUGCCGCUUGUUGGUCCCCACGCCGUUGCGCGCCGGGGAGUCUCGGCUGGGCUAUGGCUGAGCAGCAGCCGGCGGACAAGGCCGCGCUAGUCAGCGAGAUCCGGCGGCGCUUCGCGGCGGAGCAGCUGCCAGGUAAAUCAGAUAAAUAUGAUUCCAGGGAUGUGGAAAGAUUGCAGCAAGAUGAUCUGUUGGUUGAAAAUUACUUGAUUUGGCGACAUGAUGUUGUGGAUGAUACACUGAAGAUGAUUGAUGAAAGCUUUCAGUGGAGGAAACAAUAUGCAGUUAACGAUUUGACUGACUCUGUUCUUCCAAAAUGGCUGUUUGACACUGGUGCUCUUUACCUGCAUGGAUAUGAUAAAGAGGGCUACAAGUUAUUCUGGUUCAGGGUGAAGUGUCAUACAAAAGAUCCUAAAGUGCUGUCUGAGAAAAAGAAGUUUGUAGCAUUUUGGUUAGAGCAUUAUAACAGAAGAGACCAUGGAAAGCCCUUAACGGUUGUAUUUGACAUGGCAGAAACUGGAAUCAGUCAAAUAGAUUUGGACUUUGUUCGAUUCAUCAUCAACUGUUUUCAAGAUUAUUAUCCUAAUUUUCUCACAAAGAUAGUGAUUUUUGAAAUGCCAUGGAUAAUGAAUGCUGCAUUCAAAAUUGUGAAGAGUUGGCUUGGUCCAGAGGCAGUAAACAUGUUGAAGUUCACAAAUAAGAAUGAUGUCCAGAUCUACAUCAAUGCAGAGUAUUUACCCCCUCAUAUGGGUGGAACUGAUACUUUCAAGUUUAGCUACCCUCCACUGGUUGAUGAUGACUUUCAAACUCCUUUGUGUGAAAAUGGGCCCAUUGCUAGUGAAGAUGAAAAUGAGAAUAAAGAGGAGAUGGAAGCAGACAGCAAGGAGACUACUGAUUCCAAUGAAGAACAAAGCCUUAAUCCAAAAAAGAUAAGUUUUGUAGAACAAAUUUCCAAGCCAGAAGAAAAUGACAAAACAGAUUCCAAAGCAAAAAAUGCAAAGAAAGCAUUAACCACUUUUAAAGGACCUUUAUUGCACAUCAGUCCUGCAGAAGAGCUGUAUUUUGGAUCCAAAGAAACUGGAGAGAAGAAAUGCCUGAUCAUUCUGACAAAUGUGACUAAAAAUAUAGUGGCAUUUAAGGUGAGAACAACUGCUCCUGAAAAGUAUAGAGUUAAACCAAGUAACAGCAGCUGUGAACCUGGUACAUCAUUAGACAUAGUAGUUUCUCUCCAUGGUGGUUUUUUAGCUUCCCUGCAUGACCGCUUCCUAAUAAUGGCAGCAGAAAUGGACCAGGCUUCUGGAGCAGGUGCAUCAGAAUUGGCUCAGUUCUGGAAAGAAGUCCCUAGAAACAAAGUAAUGGAACAUAGGUUAAGAUGUCAUGUUGUAGAAAAUAGCAAGCCUUCUACCUUGACAUUAAAAGAGAAUUCAUUUAUUCCUGCCAAAACCAAUGAAGAUUUACACUUACAGCUAACUCAAUUAUUACAAGUAAAUAAAAGACUUCAAGAACAGAUUGAUUGUUGCAUCUGGUUCCAGCAGAUAACAGUUGUUUUAGCAUUACUCUUAGUUGCUAUGGCUGCCUUCUCCUUCUACUUGUUGCAUACCCAGCAGAGCUAAAUAGUAUUGCCUGUUACUACAAAUGCUGCCUAUCAUAAACGGUUUGAAAAGAAAGGAUCGAAAGCUGCUCUGUUAAACCCUGGAAUUGCCAAAAAUGCUGUGUCUGUGCUUUCAAGACUGAAAAGUAAAAUUGUUGUGGUUAAAAGAAGAAAUGAAUGACCAAGAACUGUUAAGAAAUGUAGUGAAACUAUCUUAAUGCUUUAUUACGGUGCAGAAAGAGAGAAGGCUUAGGAUUUACGUCCAUGAGACAUGUUGGUGGAUAUUAUCAAACUUAAAAGAUGACUAAAUAUAACUGUAAUUGAAAACUGCUAUAGUUUUCUCCCUUUUUGUUCAAGUGUUCUAAAUGUCCCCUAAAAGGUACAAGUAGACUGUUUAAAUUAAUUCAAGACUUGCAAGCUAUUACUUUUUUUUAUGAAGUAGAGUAGUUAUAGGCUAGAUUUUUUUCCAUAGGUUGUAUGUGUGUGCUCCAUAUGUAUGAACAUACGGAGAAAGAGAUAUGAUAAUUUGCAUAUGAUGGUGCAUUUUGAAAUCGAGGAACAAUUCUUAUCAUGGUUGUAUCUUUUAUUUUUGGUUUCUGAAUGUAAAAUUAUCACAAAUAUUACAUGCCAAAAAUCAUACAUACAGUAGCCAUACUCCCCAGGAAAAAAAUCUGUAAUAAUUCCAAAGAUAAUUGAUGAAAAUACUUUUUGAAGGCUGGUUUAAUUUAUUAUAGGUAUUUCUGUUCUGUUGGGCUCUUUUUUGUAAAGUGUCUUAAUUUCACUUUCUGAAAGUUUCAGAACUCUUUAUUCAAACUCUAGACAGGGGUUGUCAACCGGAGAUAUGCCUACCCCUGGGGGUACUUGGACUGGUCCUAGGGGGUAUGUGCGGGUGGGCAGGGAUGGAGCGCUGCUGCCUCCCAGGGGCAGGAGUGGGGCAAGGGCAGCAGCGCCCCUCUGUGGGGCAGGAAGGCUCACACAUGGCUGCCACAGCCACCAUAUACCACCCCAGUGAGCUUCCCCACCCUGCCUCGCCCCUGGGAAGCAGUGGUGCAUUGUCCCUGCCUCCCUGCUCUGUCUCCAACCAUGCACUACCUCCCUCCCCUGAUUUGGUGUCUGGCUGAGCACUCCCCCCUCUUCCCCCCUCCCCCCCCCCGGUGUUCAGCUGUCAGGGGUACUUAGACUAAAAAAGGUUUAAAACCCCUGCUUUAGAUCAACAUGCUGUUGCGAAUGUCAUCAGAAAUUAAUUAUGAUUCAUAUAAAGCUAAACAGAAUAAAUGUAGGAAUGUUUCCUGAGAUGUGCAAUUUAUACAUUAAUCUUCCAUAAGAAAAAAGCCAGGUCAGGAAAAGAUUGGAUGUGUAAGAGAAAAUGUAAACAGCGCAGUAUCUUCCAUUUCUGCUAGUUACAGAAGGCAUUUUAGAAAGGGUGUAUAAAGUCAGUGAAAAUAUGUUUUAGCAAAGAAUCUUUGUACUCAUUGCUGUGAAUAUUUAUAUUAAAAUGACCUAAAAAUUAAAAGCUUGAAAGGAGACCUGAUCCGGUAUCAUUUCCCUUCACCACUGUAAAUGUUUAAAAUUUAAAAAUGUAGAAAUUGGUCUUUUAUCAUGAAUUGGCUUGUGUGUUACUCGCACUGCUCGUUAAUACUGGGCUGCUGGAUUUAAUUUAUAAAAUAGGUUAUAAAAGAUCAUUGCAGAAUUUCUUAUAUUUUAUCCUCAAAACCCUCUAAAAAAGGAAAGCAUUAAGUGACACUGCCUUCUUUUUUUUAACGGUGAUGAUUGGUAUAGCUUCAUUCACAUGGAUUCAGUUUUGUUUUUUGAAAAGAUUCUGAUAUUGAGUGAAUACAUCUAAAUUAGUUAACUUUUUGCGGUGAAUCAGACUACAGUCCAGUGUGAUUACUGAAAAUUGACCAUGUUCAUUGCAGAUCUUUAUGGUAUUAUAUUUCAUACUCUGUCAUCUAUCCUGAAUUGACUUACUCUUUAUUUUAUUCUAGCAGAGGUCUUAGUUUUCAUCAAUUAUUUAUUUUAGGUUCUAUUCAGCAGGUUUUCUAUGCUUUUGCUUUCCCUAACAAGUUAGACACUCUUACUGUUCAAACAAGUUACCACAAUUUAAAAUGUUUUCCUAGAAUUCAGAUUCCAAAUGUCUUACUUUAAAGAAAGGAUUUAAUAGAAUAUCCUGCACUUGUAAAGUGAUCUCGGUAAAAUACAGUGAUUUGUAAAUUUGAGAUAAGCUUUACUAACACUGUUUAUAAAAUACUUAUGCUAAUUUUGACUGGAUUUAAUAGCACUUUAUUGUAAAAUAGUGAGAAAUAUAUUCUUAGAAUCUUUACCAACAUAAAUAUUCUAAUGUUUUGGUGCUUUCAUAUUUUUUCAGUAUUUUUAUUACUAUAUUGGUAUUUUCUUUGUAUAAUUGAUCAGAUCAAUGUUUUCUAUUUUAAUACGUUUUAGAAAAAUAACUUCACUUAAAAUAAAUAUAAGGAAUAAAAAUGGU
Messenger RNA from Gavialis gangeticus (Gharial), 4111 nucleotides. It is a transcript of the gene MOSPD2, whose product is annotated as motile sperm domain containing 2. The record is from RefSeq and is a predicted model, not a curated record. Bases 95 to 1651 code for a protein of 518 amino acids. Lineage: Eukaryota; Metazoa; Chordata; Crocodylia; Gavialidae. The transcript has 15 exons.